Messenger RNA from Phycomyces blakesleeanus NRRL 1555(-), 522 nucleotides. RefSeq lists its product as hypothetical. NCBI's taxonomy places the organism in Eukaryota, Fungi, Mucoromycota, Mucoromycetes, Mucorales, Phycomycetaceae. The record is from RefSeq and is a predicted model, not a curated record. Gene Ontology annotation, biological process: Arp2/3 complex-mediated actin nucleation; actin filament polymerization. Bases 1 to 522 code for a protein of 173 amino acids. The transcript is spliced from 5 exons. Gene Ontology annotation, molecular function: actin filament binding. Gene Ontology annotation, cellular component: actin cytoskeleton; Arp2/3 protein complex.
AUGUCCAAUACUCUUCGUCCUUAUCUGACAGCAGUACGGUCCAGUCUGACAGCUGCACUAUGCUUGGAGAACUUUUCGUCGCAGGUGGCCGAAAGACACAAUACACCCGAGGUUGAAUCUGGAAAAUCGAAGGAAGUACUGUUGAACCCUUUGGCUAUCAGUCGUAAUGAAAAUGAAAAGGUUUUGAUUGAGCCAUCUGUGAACUCGGUACGAGUUAGCAUCAAGAUUAAACAGGCUGAUGAUCUGGAGCAUAUCCUGUGUCACAAGUUCUCACGCUUCAUGAUGCUGAGAGCUGAGAGCUUUGUGGUCUUGCGUAGAAAGCCAGUAGAGGGUUAUGAUAUUUCGUUCCUGAUUACCAAUAGCCACACUGAACAAAUGUUGAAACACAAAUUGGUUGAUUUCAUUGUGCAUUUUAUGGAAGAGGUUGACAAGGAAAUUUCAGAGAUGAAAUUGAGCGUCAAUACGCGUGCUCGUAAUGUGGCCGAGAGUUACCUUUCUCAGUUAUUAUUAUUUUUGGAGUGA